AUGGAUGAAGAUAGAUUAAAGAAGGCGGCUGGCCUUCUUAAAGAGACAUCUGAUAUGUUGCUGACUGUGAAAACAUCAACAUCUACUAGUUCUGGAACGGAUUCAAGUGAUUCGAGUACAAUGAGACUGGCAAUAACAACGCCGAUCGCCGAAACCCCUGCAAGGGCAAGAUCAAUGAUGAACACAAGCUCCAGUCGCGGUCUGUACAGAAGACUCAACAGAAAUGAGAGGCUGAGAGCGACAGCAGAGUCAGCGACGAAAAACAAGACGGCGAAAAAGACCAAGAAAAUCGAGAAAAGGCCAUUUGAAUUUGCUCUUCCUAGGGCAAUUUCCAAAGAAAGCGAUGAAGAGGAUAAAGUUGAAACAUUGAAAAAAGAGAAGAUUGUGGAAAGAGGUAUGGUGGUACUUAAUGAGGAUGAUAGCGAAUUGUGUGUGCGUGGAAAAAUAGUUUCAUCCCUAAAAUCGGAAUACGGUUUACUAGGACCAAAUGACUUCGACUUUGCUAAAGUAGCCCAAAAGAAAAUAUCAGUGUUAAGACUAGCUGAGGGAACCGAGUACAAUUACAGUGUCGUAAAGAAACUAGCCGGACAAGGGCUUCUCUACAUUCGCAUGAAGAAAGCAUACAACUUUGUUUUAAACGAAUCAGACUCAGGGCAAGAUCAGUCUGAUUGGCUUGAUGAAGAUUUACUUGAGUCUCACAGGCCAGCUCAAAGACCCAGCAGUACCACUACAUGUCAUAAUCAGACAGGGGAGUUCACUGGUACAAGUACAAGUACAAAUACCAGUACCCAACAAACGGAAGAGUCGACAAUUACCACUGAUCCUCAAAGAGAUAAGUCCCUGACAUUCCAAACAGAGAAGAAGAACAGUGAGUUCUUUUACAAGAUUAUCAGUGAAUUUCCAUCAGCAAGCAUAACAGAGCCAACUGAAAUGUUAAGAUACUUGCAGAGCAAAAUUGUACAUGGCCGACGCUUGGAUGUCAGAGCACGUAGGAGACACUAA
Messenger RNA from Porites evermanni, 1002 nucleotides. NCBI's taxonomy places the organism in Eukaryota, Metazoa, Cnidaria, Anthozoa, Scleractinia, Poritidae. The record is from the annotation of a GenBank genome assembly.